Malus domestica (apple) is the source of this 1269-nucleotide messenger RNA. RefSeq lists its product as uncharacterized. The record is from RefSeq and is a predicted model, not a curated record. NCBI's taxonomy places the organism in Eukaryota, Viridiplantae, Streptophyta, Magnoliopsida, Rosales, Rosaceae.
CUUAUUUUUUUCCCCAACAAACACCAACACAACCCUUUCCCUCAUUUCCUCGACUCUUCUCCAUCUUCGGUGUUGACUCAGUUCGAAGAGAAGAAUGGAGCUGAUCACCAAAAUUUCAUCGCCCCUUCGCCCAACAAAUACCUCCAAUCGCCAUUUGUUAUCAUCAUCUUCGCAAUUGUUGACAUGUCGCCGCAAGAAGUAGUCAGCAACAACCUCCAAACGCUACCCGAUCUCCUCCUGUCGGGGCUCUCCAUCUGCUUCCUCUUCUCCUUCUCCGCCGGAGCUACCCUCUUCUCCAAAACCCCAUUUCUCCAUUUUCCUUCCAACCCUCGGCGCCUAUUCAAAAUCCCCACCAUGUCCCUCCACCACCACCACCAGCAGCACCGCUUCCCCACCCCACAGUCCCUCUCCGAGUGGCUCAAGCCUCGAUUGCUCUCCGACUCUCUGGCCUCUUGGGGGGUCAAGCCCGGGACCAAGAACGUCCACAACCUCUGGCUCGAGCUCUCCGAAGGCGAAAGCUCUUUAGCCGAUUCAUCCCCUCCGGUUCGAACGGUUCAGGUUGUGACGGUACGGAUCAUCGACAAUAAAUCCCGGGUUUUGGUCGAAUCCCACCAAGAAUUAUCGGAUGGCAGCGUCAGGAGCCGAGGCCGGCCAUUGUCAGAGAAAAUGAAGCCGGGAGAGGACCACGAAUCUGCGGCGAACCGGGCGGUUAUGGAAGAGCUCGGUUCAAUAUUGAAUUCGGAAAGCAGCGGAAUUGUGAAGAUUGUUCCAGGUUCUUAUGAGAAGAGGGUGGAGGAGCGGCAUUCGAUGUCGUACCCGGGGUUGCCGGCGUGUUAUGUGCUGCACUCGGUGGAUGCUUGGGUGGAGGGCUUGCCGGAUGGUGAGUUUUGCACCGGGGAGGAGCACGAGUAUUCGGAUGGCGGAGCGAUGAGCAUUGCUCACGAGGCUGUGUACGUCAAGAAGCAUUUUUGGAAAUGGGUUAGUCUUGAGUGAUCAACUGAUGAACUUUUUUGUUUUUUUGAUAUAAGGAAAUUGUCUCUUUACAAAUUAACAACGUAGUUCUUGUUAAUACUGUAAAAUACUUGAAAUUUACACAAUACUGUACUGUAAGACGUUGUUUUGAGGCUUUCAGCUGCUAUAUAGUAUAUACUGCAUAAUUGAUGUCUUUGUUCGGUUCAUUGCGAACUGAUUGAUGCAGUUUUCGGGUGCAUGAAUGUCUGAUAACUUUUCCUUUUGGUUAUCAGUGAAGAGAGUUACGAAAUUCGUCAA